Molecule: messenger RNA, 394 nt
Organism: Trichoderma harzianum CBS 226.95
Lineage: Eukaryota; Fungi; Ascomycota; Sordariomycetes; Hypocreales; Hypocreaceae
Exons: 1
Coding region: 84-326 (80 amino acids)
Source: RefSeq, a predicted model, not a curated record
AACAAAAUUAGACAAGAAAAAAAUAAGUAAAAGCGGAGAGGAGAGGGUCAAUUGACGUAUGCGCAUAAUCAUUUCCCGCUGCAAUGGCGGUGGGGGAUAUCCUAAUCUGCGCCGGACUGGUGGUUUUUUUUUUUUUUUUUUUUGCUUCGUUUCUUCUCAUACAAGUUCCGGGCCGGAUCCAAAACAUGCAUCAAUUGGUGGGUGGGAUGCCCGUAAAGCUGGCGGCUAGAGCGUCGCGAGACAGAAAGCAAAGGAAAGGCGAGGAAACAGAAAAUGGCAUGAGGGGAAAUUGGAUUGGACAGCGGCCAGGAUCAAGUUACGAGUAAUUGCCCGAAAAUGGGACAAGCACCAGCAUAGAGGCAAACUAUUAAUCAUAGCAUCAAGCAAGGCACAG